UCUGGCAAGCCAGCCCCAAGAGGGAGGGAGAGUGCGGUGGGAAGGUUGGGGUUCCCACAGGGGUGGGAGUCUGGGUGCACCUCCUCCCACCCCGGCUGCUGUGUGUACACCCUGGCCGGGUGUGGGGUUUGGACGCUCACGAGUAUAGCUCUGGCUGCGUCACUUUGGGGGCACUGGAGGCCCAGUGCCUGGCUGCGUCUACACCCCACGUCCUGCUCCAACCAGAAGUUUUGGGAGAGGGCGUUGUCUCCGUUUGAGCCCUGCUUUCUAUGACGAUGGCGUCCCUCGGCCAUAUCUUGGUUCUCUGUGUGGGACUCCUCGCCACGGCCAGCGCAGAUGCUCCGCAGGAACACGAUCCAUUCACCUAUGACUACCAGUCCCUGAGGAUCGGAGGCCUAGUCAUCGCCGGCAUCCUCUUCAUCCUGGGCAUCCUCAUCAUCCUCAGCAGAAGAUGCCGGUGCAAAUUCAACCAGCAGCAGAGGACUGGGGAACCUGAUGAAGAGGAAGGAACUUUCCGCAGCUCCAUCCGCCGUCUGUCCAGCCGCAGGCGGUAGAAACACCUGGCGCGAUGGAACACAGCCAGUUCCUGCAACUCCGGCCUGCCUGGGGAGCUGCUGCAGCCGCGCCUUCACCGCCUGGACAUCCAGCAGCCCCCUGCACCGGCCCGGCAUGGCGACCCCGACCCAGGCCCCCACAGAGGCUCCUCGGGAACAUGACCCAUUUUACUAUGACUACGGCACUGUGCAGACUGUGGGCAUGACCCUGGCCACCAUACUUUUCCUGCUGGGUAUCAUCAUCAUCAUCAGCAAGAAGGUGAAGUGCAGGAAGGCGGACUCCAGGUCUGAGAGCCCAACAUGCAAAUCCUGUAAGUCAGAGCUCCCUUCCUCAGCCCCUGGCGGCGGCGGCGUGUAAGACGAGCCCCGGGCACCUCCACUGCCGUCCCUGCCCGAGCGCGGGAGCCUGAGGACCGGGUGGAGGCGGUGGGGACCCCUGCCGCGCGCCGGGGAGCGCGCCCCCGAAUGAGCCGCCCCGCCCACCCCGAGGCUGGAGCCGCUGCACCCGCUGCCCCUCCCCAGGCCUUGGCAACGGCGAUCCCCCCAAAGAGCCCGUCUGCAACCCGGACCCAGGGACUAGGGCCGCCAGCUCCUGGGAUCCUGGAGUCCACCCCACGCCCACGGAAUCCCCUCGUGCUGCUCCCCUGCACCGCCCUGUCUGCUC
Molecule: messenger RNA, 1218 nt
Organism: Choloepus didactylus (southern two-toed sloth)
Lineage: Eukaryota; Metazoa; Chordata; Mammalia; Pilosa; Megalonychidae
Gene: FXYD7
Product: FXYD domain containing ion transport regulator 7
Exons: 13
Coding region: 496-912 (138 amino acids)
Biological process (GO): regulation of sodium ion transmembrane transporter activity
Cellular component (GO): membrane
Molecular function (GO): sodium channel regulator activity
Source: RefSeq, a predicted model, not a curated record